UGGCAACACAAAACAUAAAUGUCAAAUUAUUAAAAACGUCAAUAAUUACUAAAAAGGCCAUUUUCGACCAUUUUAUAUGAAUAGUAAUAAUUUAUUGAUUUUUAGCACAAAGGUGUCGGUUGUACGUUCACAAUGUAUAAGUAUAGUUAGUUUUCCCAAAUUUACUUGUUUAAAACUUAGAAAAUACGGCCAUAUUAUAUUAAGCUGUGAAUAUUUGUGAUAGUGAAGUAUGCUUUAGAUAAAUUGGAUUACAAUAAACCAUGUCGAUUAAAAUUGAAGAUAUAAAGAAAGAAGAUGACGAGUUUCAGAGGAAGGAUCCAACAUCCUUUUUGCCAGAGGAGGAGAUGUCAUACGAGUUCAAAAAGAAGAAGAAAAAAAAGAAGAAACAACAAGAGGAUCCAUUCAAGGAUUUGGAGUUGGAGACAAACCAUUUUCCAGCUGUGCCAACAUUAGCAUUAGACCCUGAGGUCAAUAUAAAAGUCGAAGAUAUUGAAGUAGAGUUAAAUUUUAAUGAUUUUGCCGACAACCAAGGUCUGUUAGUAGAAGCACAUCACAGUGAGGAUAGUCAGCCAGAACCAGCCAUCAAAGUGGAAGACCAGAGCCACGAGGCAGUGAUACUUACGUUCGAAAAUGUAGUCAGUGAAAAAAAAUUGCUCAAUUAUGAACAUCCCGAGGUUAAAUUGGAACCCUACAAGCCACACAUCUGCAAAGUGUGCCACCUAGUGUUUAAAUCAAACAAAACUCUUCACAUGCAUCAGAAAAGGAAGCACAAGGCGUUUCGGAAAUCUUUCAAGCAUAUAUGUGAUUAUUGUGGCAUGUCCUAUGAGACGAAAAAUAGUUUAGUUGCCCAUAUUAAGAGGAAGCAUGGUCCAGACGCUCCUGCAGAUGAUACGGAUGAGCAUACGUGUGACAUAUGCGCUCUGGUGUUUAAAGGUGCUGCUAGAUUACGAAUGCAUAUGCGGAGAAAGCAUGGCGCGUUUGCAGAUGCCUUCAAAUAUGUGUGUAGUGAGUGCGGAUUGACGUAUGACAAGCAUAGAAGCCUUGUCGUUCACAUACAGAGGAAACAUUCGGGUGUGCAGCCAGCGUCUAACGAAUGGUUCAGCUGCCCAUUUUGUCCUAAAGCAUUUACUAAAAGGGAAACGUAUGUGCGUCAUAUACAAAGAAAGCAUAAAGUGAAUGAAGAGCCCACAGUUAAGUCAGAAAACAUAACCCCAGAGUUAUUAGAGGGCUGUAAAAAUGAAGAAACAGGAGAAAUCACUUGUAAAGAGUGCCCACUGAUGUUUACAUCUGUUAAUUAUUUAAAAUUGCACAUGAGAAGAAAGCACAAUGCUUUGAAAGAAGCGUUUCGACUUAAGUGUGGAAUAUGCAAUCUGUCGUAUGAUAAAUUAGAGAGCUUAAAACGCCAUAUAAGGAGAAAACAUGACAGAAAAGUGCAAUGCAACAUAUGCAAUAAACAAUUUGAAUCGAGAGAACACUACACUAAUCACACGCACAUUAAAUUAAUCAAAGAGUGUUCACUUUGCGGUUUAAUUUUCGCCUCCGAAGGCGGUCUUGCCAAGCAUUUACGCUGCUCGCACAAAAUAGACACUCCAAAGACGGUGUUUUGUAACAUAUGCAACGAAGGUUUCCAUGAGAAACGACAAUUAAAGCCUCAUUUACUAAAAGUACAUCUAAAGGUGUCCUACACUUGUAAAUAUUGUAAUAAAAUAUUUAAAGCUAAAGAGAGUUAUCGACGUCAUAUUAUUAUAAAGCAUCCAACGCAGAGAAUCAUGAAUACGCAACUACAGAAAUGCGAGAAAUGUCCGGAGAUGUUUAAAGACGAAUUUGAACUCUCUCGGCAUGUAAAUAUAAUGCAUACAGGCCCUGAGGAAGCAGAGUCCGGGUGGCUAGAAGUCAAAAAAGAGGAGGUGGACUCUAAGGACUCCUUUCAAUGCACAAAGUGCUCCGAGACUUAUCUUACCUGGCCUCAACUGAAAUUGCAUUAUGAACAAAACCACCAUGUUGCAGAACAAACUCAGUGUCAAGUUUGCGGAGAAAUCAUACCGGUGUCUGAACUUCAGAAACACAUUAAAUUAAAGCACACAGAGACAAUCGAGAUGGCCUGCAAGUACUGUGACUUCAAGACUACGUCCAAGCUGAGUUUGACGCAGCACACUUUACGCCACAAAAAUGCGACUACAUUCCGCUGUGAUUUCAACGGUUGUAGGUACAAGACGUUUUACGAGGUGGCCAUGGAGAAACACAAGAGGAAACAUGCCGAUUUAGGUGUUAAGUUUCAAUGCAGUCAAUGCCCUUUUCAGAGUAUGAAUAAGUACAUUUUAAAGUAUCAUGAAGAGGCGCACUCUACUGGUCGUAAGAGGUAUGCUUGUGACCAAUGUGAUUAUGCUACCAUCCUGCCAGCGAACUUGGUGCAGCACAAAUAUAAGCAUUCAGCGGAAAAAAGGUUUAAAUGUGAGGUGUGCCCAUUUGCCACUAAAUAUAACACGUCGUUGCGUUUCCACGUCAGAAAGAAACAUUGUGAUCUCCCCAUGAGUUGAAUAUUGUAUGUUUUUUUAUUAAUAAAAGUUAUUUGGUGUUACGAAU
Manduca sexta (tobacco hornworm) is the source of this 2583-nucleotide messenger RNA. Its product is annotated as zinc finger protein 616. The record is from RefSeq and is a predicted model, not a curated record. Gene Ontology annotation, molecular function: RNA polymerase II transcription regulatory region sequence-specific DNA binding; DNA-binding transcription factor activity, RNA polymerase II-specific. The coding region runs from base 261 to 2537 and encodes 758 amino acids. Gene Ontology annotation, cellular component: nucleus. Gene Ontology annotation, biological process: regulation of transcription by RNA polymerase II. The transcript is spliced from 3 exons. Lineage: Eukaryota; Metazoa; Arthropoda; Insecta; Lepidoptera; Sphingidae.